AUGGUUACAAUUAUAAAGAACCAGCUAUUAAAACAUCUAUCUAGGUAUACUAAAAACUUAUCGCCUGAACAAAUAUCAUUAUCAGCACUCCGAGGGUCUGGGGAACUGCAGGAUUUGACUUUAGAUGAAGAUUUAUUGACUGAUUUACUGGAACUACCUGGGUGGGUGCGCUUAACAUCAGCAAAGUGUAAUAGAGCAUCAUUUAGAAUACAAUGGACAAAGCUGAAGACAGUGCCCAUAGUUCUGAACUUGGACGAAGUGCACAUAGCGUUGGAAGUAUGCGCGGAACCUCGCGUUAUGAAUCCAAAUGCCGCAGCGGCUAUGCCAGUACCUGGGAAGUAUAGCUACAUACAUAAGGUGAUAGACGGUAUCUCAGUGGCUGUGAAUCAUGUUCAAAUAGAUUUUAAUUGCGAUGCUUUCACCAGUAGUGUUCAGAUCUCAAGAGUGACUGUUGAGUCUCGUACACCAGAUGGCAGGAAGGGAGACUUAAGACUGACUAGAAUCAAAUCACCAGAUACAGGACAGCUGCUUAUCUUUAAGGAAUUAGAAUGGCAGAGUGCCCGGAUAGAAGCGAAAGCGCAUGGGGCGGCGGCAGCUAAUCUACCACCUUUACGACUGCUUUUGGGAACCACACACUGCCGGAUUGUCAUAAAGAAGAGAUUAGCUGAUUGUGCUGUACUAGGAUCGCGAUUAGUGCUUCGCCCUGAGCCGUUGGCGUGGGCGCUGACCGAUGGACAGCUACGAGCAGCGCUCGCGUGUGCGGCAGCUUUAGCUGGGCCAGUACAUAAAGCAACACAGCUCGCUACCAGGACUAAAGCUGCUAAGAAGAUUGAAGAGCCAGUACAGCAAAUCGCGACCCGUUCCAGUUCAAGCGAGAAAGACAUCCUGGCGCGAAUGUUUGCGAGAUACGACGUCCGCGAAACCUCGUAUCAUCUUUUAGCGCCCAGGAUAGACCUGCAUCUAUGUGAUGACCCUGGAUUGGGUAGAUCAGAAAUGCCACAGUUAGCGAACGGUGGUGCCCUCCAAGUGACCUUAGUCAGUAUGCAGGCUGAUCUGUUUCCAUACCACAAGGCUUCUGACGAUAGACGGCAUUGGAGAGGCUAUCGAGAGGCCGCCACGCCCCACAGCCAGUGGCUGUCGCAGGCGCUGUCUUCCUUCUGCGGGUCAUUACUCGAUUUGCUAGAUCCCAGGCCCCUCACACCCAGUGCUAAGCCAAACAGUAAUUCCGAGAGAAGUGAAGAGUCUCUACCGAAUGGUGUAAGUCACAAACAAAGUGCACCUCAAACUGCCGCUCCUACUGCUCCGUCCACACAAACUACCUCACAAGCAUCACCGACAAGAACAAGAAUACUUCAACAACUAGGAAAGCUGAUGACUACUUGUUUAGUUUUAAGGAUAGAUGAUUUCACGGUUUAUAAGGUAUCAACGGGAUCCAAGGCUCGCGAGGCGCCUCGUCCCCUGGUUAGUGCCGAGAAAGCUACAUUACCUGGUGACGCGGGUUUACUCCACGCAGAGCUUACUUUCUUUUACUACCCCGGCGAUGUAUGCUUCCCUGUGCCAUCACCAAAACUCUACGUGCAAGUGUCGCCAGUAAGGGUAAACGUAGAUGUUCCGAGUGUGGUGUGGCUGGCUGCGUUCUUGCCGCAUGUAGCAGCAGCUAUAGCCACUGAGAGCACGAAUGAUUCCUCGUCGUAUAUGGACGUACGCACUGAGUGUAUCAUGCCUAAGAUAGUUUUGGAAGCGGGACCGGAACAUAUAUCGCAACAGCGCGACAGACCGAAAGAACUUCAAGUUUGUACAGCGCGAGCGACUUUCACAAACGUACGCGAGUCUGCAAGAUCUAACACUGCAGGCACUAGAGCGGAUUUAGCCUCAAUUAUUUCAACAUUACGUCGUCUUGCACCGAGGGGACAAUUUCCCUGUUCUGGUGACGAUAUGGACCCCAUACACCAGCAGUUCGUUCUACACGCUGACAGUCUAGACGAUAUAGAUCGCGGCAGUGCAGUCACUCCGGAGUUGUUGUGGCGGGAGAACAGAUCUAUCUGGUGCGCAAGAGUCGAACCGCUUUGGAUCGAUUUCUGUGGCGCACGGGCUACUAACUAUAAACCUUCUCCGCUUUUAGAUGCUACACCAUUAACUGCUUGGAUGUGUUUCGAAGACGGCUUCAAUAAAAUCUGGGUGAUCGGGCGAACGUGUGGUCUAACUGGGUUGCAGAUCAACCAUUAUCAAUUGCUUUUCCUAUUGAGGCAGUUGGAGAAACUGUCAGAGCUUACCGCUUGGUUGUCCCAUCAAGCUGGCAGGAUGCCAGAAGAGCCGGGUACAAUAGUGGCGGGAAUAGUAGUCCCAGCAGUAGAAGUAACGCUGGUGCUCCCAACCCACUGUCCCGGUCAAGAAUCUUCAAGAGACCUGGACAGUGUGCCGUUGGAUUCCUCCAGUUUGCAGGACUUGAAAAUGGGCACCUCCCUAGGUUCAGAAUCAACGAUGGCUCCAUCAAUGCUGGAUCGAGACAGUGGAGUGCUGGCCACGCAUUCGAUGCCAGAAUGUGGGUACCCACUUUCGCAGUCCAUAGAAGUUUGUUCAGCGCUACCCCUUCCUGCUGAAGAGUUACCACCGCCCAGUCCUGGGUUAGGAUUUUCCAGUUUUUCAUCAAUGCGCCGUGGACUUACAUCGCUAGUGACGUCAAUAGACAGCGCGCUGACGCGUGAUGAGGGGAGAAGUGACGCAGCCUCGACAGCCAGUUCUGACAGUGAAAGAUACGUCGUGGUGGGGUUGGCUGCAGAAUCGCCGUUGGACGCAGAUAUGGCUUUUAGGGAGUUCGAACAAGGUCGAACCUGCAACAGUGGUGUCGAAAUGGCAGCUGAAGUGGUGGAGCGAUCUUCUUCCCCAUCAGAUCACUCCAUUACCAGUUCUUGUAAACGACGAGAUUUGAUUUCAACGUGCACGUGGCGUUUAAACAACAUCUACCUAGUGCAACAGAGUGUACCAGGAAAAUCUACCUUAAGACUAACAGCGGACGACCUAAAGUCCGAUGAAUGUGCUUCGAUACCUUGGGAUGAAUUUCAGAGUAAAUUCUCAAUGCGUGCUCGGGCGUGGAACGAGCCCGCAGUUAGCGAUGAAGAUACGAAGUUAAGAGACUUACCUCGCGUUGCAGCAAGGCUUGUGAGGAUAGAAUUACCAAAGGAACUGAAUGAAAAGGGCGAACCAACGGGCUUGGCACCUUUCGAAGAGCUGCUUGAAGCUCAAAUUCGUGACUUGAACAUGUCAUUGAAUAUGAGCACAGCACUCGCUCUAUCCGAAUUCAUUGAGGACGAAGUAAUUGUGCCUCCUAUGCCGCUAGAGGUACUCAUAUCGAAUCUGAAACUUCACCUAGUGGAAGAUAGACCAACUCGCUCCAUCUCGUCUCCACCACCUCAGCCAUUAGAUUUAGACCUUACCACAUUACGUCUGACCCGGGACGCAAAGGGCAUUGUCCAUUUAGGCCCACCGGUUAUUGAGACUUCACGCCCCCAGAGUCCGCCAGAACUUAAGGACGCCAGGCAAGAGAUAGACAGGCUGAACAGAGAAAACGAAGAGUUGAGAAAGCGAAUGGCCACGAUGGAUAGGAUCGCAGAAGACAAUAGGGAGUUGAGAGCAAUCGCAGGAGAAGCUACAGUUUUACGUCAAUGCGCGCACGCAGCUCAACAAGAAGCUGCGAAUCUAUUAGCUGACAAACAGGAGCUUUUGGAAGCCCUGCGAUUAAUGAAGGAACAACUAUCGCUGACGUCCCGCGGGAAAAGGUAG
Messenger RNA from Leptosia nina, 3780 nucleotides. The record is from the annotation of a GenBank genome assembly. NCBI's taxonomy places the organism in Eukaryota, Metazoa, Arthropoda, Insecta, Lepidoptera, Pieridae.